Molecule: messenger RNA, 306 nt
Organism: Cooperia oncophora
Lineage: Eukaryota; Metazoa; Nematoda; Chromadorea; Rhabditida; Trichostrongylidae
Source: the annotation of a GenBank genome assembly
AUGAAGCCGGGGAAGGCACCAGGACCUGACCGCAGACUUCCUGAAAUCGGCGUCCCGCACCGCGCUAUAACAGGUACAUGGACGCGCAAGAGGUCCCGGACUAGUGGAAGACGUCAAGCACGAAUCGUCCUCCUCUCGCAGCCAUACAAGCUGUUCACGAAGGUAGUCUUUGAGAAACAGCUGAAUGACUAUCGACCAGUGGAACAGGCCGGGUUUCGCAAGUGCUUUUUUUGCAUGAAUCACAUCCAUGCUGUCACGCACUUGAUCGAGCGAACCAAGGAAUACAAGCAGCCGCUCCUCCUCUGA